Molecule: messenger RNA, 1351 nt
Organism: Notechis scutatus (mainland tiger snake)
Lineage: Eukaryota; Metazoa; Chordata; Lepidosauria; Squamata; Elapidae
Source: RefSeq, a predicted model, not a curated record
CUCUUUCUCUCCCUCCCUCCCUUUCUCUUUUUCUCUCUCUCUCUCCUGCCCCCUGAUGGUCAUCAGGAACUCAGCCUCAAUUUCCCCAACAGCAAACAGGCUGGAUUUGAACUCGGGCCAGGACUUCUUGAAAGCAGCUUUCUGCCCUUUCUCAGAAAACCCCGCUCCUCUUCUCUCCUUUCUUCCCCUCCGUUUGGGGGGAAAAAAAACACCCCAAACUUGCUUGGCCGAUGGGGCAGAGCCAGAUACGGAUCGCGACAGCCGGCUGGGACCAACCAGCAAGGCUGUGAAUGCAUCGUCUCUGCCUCCGGAACAAAAGCCAGCCGCCUCCUUUUCUUCGUGUGAACUCAAGCGAGAAAGAAACCACCUGGCUAAAAUACUCCGGCCUUCCCCUUCCCCUGUCCAAGGUCCGAGAGGCCAAGGACACCAGCCAGACUGUUCGGCCUCCCGGGGGAAAUUUACAGGUAUCUAGGGGAAAAAAAAAAAAAAAACCCCAGGAAGAAGAAGAAAGAAAAAAAAAAUCCGUGCCACUGAAUUUAUCGCAUUUUUGCUUCCUGGUGUGGAUUCCACAACUCUGCACAGAGAGAAAGAGAGAGAGAAACCUUCAGCCGCUGGUUUCUCUGGCCAGAGUGGCAGGGAAGCGAUGGCCGCCCCAGGCCAGCGGUCAGCCAAAGCCAAGUCCACUCUGCCCCCCCAUUACUACGAGGGCUUCCUGGAGAAAAAGAAUCCGUGGGACCAGAAUUAUAAGAAAUACUGGGCUGGUCUUUGGGGCUCCAUGCUGUAUUUCUACCACACCAACAGAGAAAGUCAGUAUAUUGAGAAAAUUGAUCUGACUGACUUGGUCUCCCUGGCUGAAGACAGCUGUCCAAGAAGUAUGAAUCCCAUGUCUACAGAAAAACCAGGGCUGACACUGAAGAUGCGGAACCAAGAAAUAAAGUUGAGGAUGAAGAUCCCAGCAUCCGUGUCUUUGCUGCCGGGACACCUGUACAGGUUGUCUGAAACCUUGAAGAAGGAGCAAGAGAGGCGAUCCGACCUUGGUGUGACUCUCGAAAGGGAAGAGAAACUGCCCAACUGUUUCUUCCAGGUCUCCAGAAUGGAGGCAGUGGCCCUUCUGGAGCAGAAUGAAAAUUAUGGCAACAUGUUGCUGCGUCCUGGACAGGAUGGGAAGAGUUUCUCACUGACUGUUCGGCAGAAAGUACCUGGAGCUGUGAGUGUCAAGCAUUAUAAAAUCAAUGUCGUUGGUGGGGGAUACAUCAUCGUUAUGGAAAAGCCGGUAAGGGGGGAACCAGGAGGGUUAGGGUUACGGUGGGGCGACGAAGCCAAACCAGGUUUUUAGAAAGAAGGGAGGGGA